GCGGCCGGGGCCGGGGCCGGGGCCGCUGCGGGCCAUGGCGGGGGGCGGCGGGGGGACGGCCGGCCGCGCCCGGCUGCUGGCCGUGCUGCUGGCCGGGCUGCUCGGCGGGGCGCGGGGCUUCGGCGACGAGGAGGAGCGGCGCUGCGACGCCAUCCGCAUCGCCAUGUGCCAGAACCUGGGCUACAAUGUCACCAAGAUGCCCAACCUGGUGGGGCACGAGCUACAGGCGGACGCGGAGCUGCAGCUCACCACCUUCACCCCCCUCAUCCAGUACGGCUGCUCCAGCCAGCUCCAGUUCUUCCUGUGUUCAGUUUAUGUGCCGAUGUGCACAGAGAAGAUUAACAUCCCCAUAGGUCCCUGUGGAGGCAUGUGCCUCUCUGUCAAAAGAAGAUGUGAACCUGUUUUAAAAGAAUUUGGGUUUUUCUGGCCAGAUGCCCUAAACUGCAGCAAAUUCCCGCCCCAGAAUGAUCACAACCACAUGUGCAUGGAGGGCCCAGGAGACGAAGAGGUUCCCCUCCACAGCAAGACCUCCUUGCAGCCUGGAGAAGAGUGCCACGGCAUGGGAUCUAACUCAGAACAGUACAUUUGGGUGAAGAGAAGCUUGAGCUGCGUCCUGAAGUGUGGCUACGAUGCUGGUCUAUACAGCAGGUCAGCUAAGGAAUUCACAGAUAUCUGGAUGGCCAUAUGGGCCAGUCUUUGCUUCAUCUCGACUGCCUUCACAGUCCUGACCUUCCUGAUUGAUUCAUCCAGAUUUUCCUACCCGGAGCGGCCAAUCAUAUUUUUGAGCAUGUGCUACAAUAUUUAUAGCAUUGCUUAUAUUGUGAGGCUAACUGUGGGCCGGGAAAGGAUAUCCUGUGAUUUUGAAGAGGCAGCAGAACCUGUUCUUAUCCAAGAAGGUCUUAAGAACACAGGAUGUGCGAUAAUUUUCUUGCUGAUGUACUUUUUCGGGAUGGCUAGCUCCAUCUGGUGGGUUAUUCUGACACUGACGUGGUUUCUGGCUGCGGGACUCAAGUGGGGCCACGAAGCAAUCGAAAUGCACAGCUCCUAUUUCCACAUCGCAGCCUGGGCCAUCCCGGCGGUGAAGACCAUCGUCAUUUUGAUUAUGAGACUCGUAGAUGCAGACGAGCUCACCGGCCUCUGCUAUGUUGGGAACCAGAACCUGGAUGCACUGACAGGCUUUGUUGUGGCUCCGCUUUUCACCUACCUGGUCAUCGGGACUUUAUUCAUUGCAGCGGGACUCGUGGCCUUAUUUAAAAUCAGGUCUAAUCUCCAGAAAGAUGGAACUAAAACUGACAAACUGGAAAGACUGAUGGUCAAAAUUGGGGUCUUUUCAGUGUUGUACACCGUCCCAGCAACGUGUGUCAUCGCCUGUUAUUUCUACGAAAUCUCCAACUGGGCCAUUUUCCGCUAUUCAGCAGAUGAUUCCAAUAUGGCAGUGGAGAUGCUCAAAAUUUUCAUGUCCCUUCUGGUGGGUAUUACAUCAGGUAUGUGGAUCUGGUCAGCCAAAACUCUGCACACAUGGCAGAAGUGCUCCAACAGACUGGUGAACUCAGGGAAAGUGAAACGGGAGAAGAGAGCGGACGGUUGGGUGAAACCCGGGAAAGGGAACGAGACCGUGGUAUGAGAAAAGGACAACAUCCCGCUGCUCUGACUGCUCUCCUGUGCAGGACUGAUCAUGUGCAAGCAUUGCUGUGUAAAUGUUGGAAGUAGAGUAGGGGGAUGGUUACACAACCUGUCUCUGGGGAUGGGAGAAAAAAAAAGCCUUAAAGAAUAAACAGCAAGAGGAUCAUGCUGCAGAUACAAUAGCCAUAAACCAUGCUGCCCAAAAUAGGAGAGCCCAGGGAGGCUUUAAAAGCUGUGAAAUAGCCAAACAUGCUAACUUCCUUUUUUAACUCUUGAACUCUUUAGAAAUGGAGGUGCUGUAGCCCAUAGCUGUGAGAUGAUGUUUUCCUUUCAUCGUCUUACAGCUGAUGGAGGACAGGCAGUCCAGGGCCAAAUUCUGGGCUUAAUUAGGGUCCAGAUACAAGCUACCAGAAGAUGGAGCAGGACAUCAGUCCAAUGUCUUCUUUGUGAGUUCAGCAUUGAGAAGGAAGUGCUUGGUGAGGAUUCUGUCUUUAUGCCCUGGGGAAUUCCGGUGUUCCAAUACACUGUACAAUUCAGUCAAGGAUCAUGUCCUGAAACAAAUAGUAAGUAAAUGGACUUUCCAGGUCUUACCCGUGAUGAGCAGAAUUUAGUGAGGUAUUAGUGAGAAUGACUUUUCAGUCAUGUAAUGGCCUAAUAAUAAUUUUGACUCAUUCUUUUUGCCAUUUAUAACCUGGUCUGAAUGGUGAGUUGAUUCUGCCUUGUGGGAAUUUGAACCUCCCUGUGUUUUUUCCCACCUCAGUUAUUCUGUGGUUCUAUCAAUAUUUAUAAAAUCUAAAAGCUUUACUCAAGGCCGUCCUCAGAAGUAGAGGAAUCAGCUCAAAGUGGGAAACUAUGUUUGGUCUUCUGCAUCUACUGCCAUUAUCCAUCUCCUCCAUUCCUGCCCUUUCAGGUGCUCCUGCUAUUUCUAGCAGACCACUUUAUUCUGCUGCAUUUAUUAGCUUUAAAAAAAGUCUUAACUCUACAGUGAUCCUUCCUUCAGGAAAGAGAAAAAUUAGUUGAAGGUACCUUCAGACCAUGCCAUGUUUCUCCAAGCAUACUUACGUGACUCUGGAGACUCAUUGCAUGAAGCAAUUAAGUCUUAAUGUAUUUCAUUCAGUGUGAUGGUAUCUCCUCUGUAGACGCCAGUCUGGGGAGAAGCAAAAUGUUAAGUUCCUUGGCAACCUCGCGUUCACACAGAUCAGUGGUAUAAUUAUGUGUGUCAGUUGCAAUUAAAAGAACAUUCUCAGCCCAUGACAUUACAGUGCAGAUGACUGCCUCACAACGAUGCUUCAAUUGCUCACUGACAGCUAUGGAGACGGAUUUUAGUGUAUAUUUACACACAGAAUGUGAGCAGGCAUUCAGUCCUCAGGAGCAACAAAGACCUUUCCAGUUUUUGUAAAGGGACCCAAGAAAUCCAACUUCUUGGUGAAUAGUGUUUGAAAGAAAUCAUUGCAUUUCUUAUUCUUUUAUUUGAGGAGGCACCGGCCUGUGCUUGUGGGGAGCUGAAUGUAGUGUCAGAGGGUUGUAAAAAAGGUGAUACAAAUACAAAUAUCCUAGAAGCACUUAAGAGAACACUGUUGUGAUGCUCUAUCCCUUUGAAACACAUUUGAUUUUAUCUAUGUGCCCCAAGAUUUUGCUUCCUUUGUCUGUGUGGAACCUGAUCAGCUGCAAAGCAUCCCCCUGGUGCCCCAGCUCCCAUGGUCUUCCAGGACAGCUGAGAACAGAUGCUGCUUUAUUAAAGUACUUGCUUUCCACACAGGUGCCCAUGUGCUUCCCAAACCACAGUUCACUCCAGCUCUGGAAGUGAGCGCUAAUCCAUCCCAGAAGCAUGUAUUGUUUCAAUGUCAGUGUCGAAACAUGUGCUAGAGAACUUUUUUUUCUUUUACAAACAAAAUCCAGACCCCAAACAAACCCUAAUGGCAGUCUUUGCGGUUGGGCUCCCCCUCCAGCAGAACAAGUGACAACUUGACACAUUCUGUUCAAGACACACAAGCACUGUCUUGGCCAACACCACAUUCCAGCUGGGCCUUUUCACCCUCUCCCUAAAGUCUCUCGCUGUUAGUGUUGUGUUUGGAUCUGGUUAUUCCUUUGUGGACGAGGAGUUUUGCAAGUGUGAGAUCUUCAGAUGGCUGAGCUUCUCCAUCAUGCAGUCUUUCUGCUGGCACAGUGAGGAAUGUAAAGUCAGCAGCUGUAUGUUGGCUUCCAAGGAGCAAGGAUGCAGUAUGACCCUUUUUUGUAACGUAGUAUUUGGCCGUGCCAAGGUGGCAUGUUCAUUCAAGGUGUGCUUCACUCUGAAAGGCUUUGGAUACUCCUGGACAGUAAGACUCAUGUUUGAGUAGACUGAUUCAAUAAAUGGCAUUUUUAACCUUGCUAUGUACACAGAAGUGAACGCUAAAUAGUGCCUUUUUAUGAAAUCCUUGCACUCUGCCUGUAACCCUGUGAACUGUUGACAGUGGAAUGCCCCUGGUGAUGUGAGACACAGUGAGCUGGAUCAGGUUGGCACUGUGUAGCUCUAGGAGGGACCUGGAGGGAUAUGCCAUUAAAGCAUGUGAGGGAUUCAAACACUGGGGGAAAGAGGUGGGCUGGGGGGAGGCACCAGCUGCCGUUCCUGAGGACACAUCUUUCCCCAGCCGCUGGGGGAAUGCUGUACUGCCCCAAAGUGAAAUUAGUGAUUGCAUCAAUCAAACCAUUCCAUUGAUGUGUUCACCCCCAUGCAUUUACCUGAGUCCAUGUCGGUGUAAAGUAGGAAGACCCAGCAGACAGCCUAAAACCUGGCGCUUGCCAAGAGCGGGUAUCAGCAGCUCCGAAGUUCUCUCAUUUCAGCAUUGUUGCGAGCUUAAAGCCAUAAGGGGUGUGACUAAUCCUGUCUCGGAAGUGCAGUUGCUGUGGUUAUACAAGCACAAACGUUCGGGCGUUUCCUUCCACUGCUCAGCCCCUGCUCCCAUCUCCCCCCUCAGCCUGUGCUCUUGGCACUGCAGGGUUCAGAAGCGUCUGCCAGAGAGGUACAAGCUUAGCUCUUACAUUAAACAGACAAGUUAGCUCCUUUCUCUGAAUUUUAAGGAAAUAGACACUGAUUAUUUUGGGGUGUACAGAAAAUAUAUCUACUUCAAUGUAUGUACUGUAAAUUUCUAAUUUAUCUCUGUAAAAAAACCAAAACAACUUUGCUAUUUAAUUUUUAUAUCAAAAUAAAAUUUUAACCUCUGUGGAUAACGAAAGAA
Messenger RNA from Haemorhous mexicanus (house finch), 4841 nucleotides. RefSeq names its product frizzled class receptor 4 (gene FZD4). The transcript has 2 exons. Lineage: Eukaryota; Metazoa; Chordata; Aves; Passeriformes; Fringillidae. The coding region runs from base 35 to 1624 and encodes 529 amino acids. The record is from RefSeq and is a predicted model, not a curated record. Gene Ontology annotation, cellular component: plasma membrane. Gene Ontology annotation, biological process: canonical Wnt signaling pathway; retina vasculature morphogenesis in camera-type eye; non-canonical Wnt signaling pathway. Gene Ontology annotation, molecular function: Wnt receptor activity; Wnt-protein binding.